ACAAAUAGAAAAGAAUAGAAAAACAUCACCAGAGUAUCCUCCUAACUUGUUCCCAAAGCCAGAGCAAAUGGGUCAAGGACCAUCAGGCAACCGGCAAGGUCUCCCCGGAGACAGGAAACAAGACGGCGGCGACAAAAAGGAGAAAAAAUACGAGGCGGCAGCGCCGCCAUCAAGAGUGGGUAGGAAGCAACGGAAACAAAAAGGGCCAGAAGCAGCAGCCAGGCUACCGACAGUGACCCCAUUAACAAAGUGCAAGCUGAGGCUACUAAAACUCGAGAGAAUUAAGGAUUAUUUGCUGAUGGAAGAAGAGUUUGUGGGUAACCAAGAGAGAUUGAAGCCGCAGGAGGAGAAGGCUGAGGAGGAUAGAUCUAAAGUUGAUGACUUGCGUGGGACUCCUAUGAGUGUGGGUAAUUUGGAGGAGUUGAUUGAUGAGAAUCAUGCUAUUGUUAGCUCUAGUGUUGGGCCGGAAUAUUAUGUUGGGAUUUUGUCUUUUGUUGAUAAGGAUCAGCUGGAACCUGGGUGUGCUAUUUUGAUGCAUAAUAAGGUCCUUUCUGUAGUUGGACUUCUUCAGGAUGAAGUUGAUCCGAUGGUGUCUGUUAUGAAGGUAGAAAAGGCUCCAUUGGAAUCUUAUGCUGAUAUCGGUGGUUUAGAUGCCCAGAUACAGGAAAUUAAAGAAGCCGUUGAGCUCCCUUUGACUCACCCUGAACUCUAUGAAGAUAUCGGUAUUAAGCCUCCUAAGGGUGUCAUAUUAUAUGGAGAGCCUGGGACAGGAAAAACCUUGCUUGCAAAGGCAGUGGCAAAUUCAACAUCAGCGACUUUCUUACGUGUUGUUGGUAGUGAAUUAAUUCAAAAGUACUUGGGAGAUGGCCCAAAAUUAGUGAGGGAACUUUUCAGAGUUGCUGACGAUCUCUCUCCAUCAAUCGUCUUCAUUGAUGAAAUUGAUGCAGUUGGUACAAAGAGGUACGAUGCUCACUCAGGUGGUGAACGGGAAAUUCAACGAACCAUGUUAGAAUUACUGAACCAGUUGGAUGGUUUUGAUUCGAGAGGAGAUGUCAAAGUGAUUCUAGCAACUAACAGAAUUGAAAGUCUGGAUCCUGCUUUGCUCCGACCUGGUCGAAUAGACAGGAAGAUUGAAUUUCCACUUCCUGAUAUUAAAACAAGGCGGCGCAUUUUCCAGAUACACACAUCAAGAAUGACUUUGGCUGAUGAUGUCAACUUAGAAGAAUUUGUUAUGACCAAGGAUGAGUUCUCAGGAGCUGACAUAAAAGCCAUAUGUACUGAAGCUGGUUUACUUGCUUUACGCGAGCGACGCAUGAAGGUGACUCAUGCUGAUUUUAAGAAAGCUAAAGAAAAGGUGAUGUUCAAGAAGAAGGAAGGGGUACCAGAGGGUCUUUACAUGUGAAAAAUCGAUAUUGUGCUGUUAUUCAGAGAUACUUUGCUUUUCUGUUCUUUUUUUUCCUCUUUGGUUGGAUUCUGGUGUGUGUGUUGCUUUUGGUCAAGUAGUAGUAAUUUUAUUCUCAGUUAAAAGAAAACGGUAAAUUUUAUUCCGAACAAAGGAUCAUUUUACCCCCUCA
Mercurialis annua (annual mercury) is the source of this 1574-nucleotide messenger RNA. Its product is annotated as 26S proteasome regulatory subunit 4 homolog A. Gene Ontology annotation, molecular function: proteasome-activating activity; ATP hydrolysis activity; ATP binding. Lineage: Eukaryota; Viridiplantae; Streptophyta; Magnoliopsida; Malpighiales; Euphorbiaceae. Gene Ontology annotation, cellular component: proteasome regulatory particle, base subcomplex. Gene Ontology annotation, biological process: proteasome-mediated ubiquitin-dependent protein catabolic process. The transcript has 6 exons. The record is from RefSeq and is a predicted model, not a curated record. The coding region runs from base 68 to 1402 and encodes 444 amino acids.